Fusarium subglutinans is the source of this 1371-nucleotide messenger RNA. RefSeq lists its product as uncharacterized. The record is from RefSeq and is a predicted model, not a curated record. The transcript has a single exon. Gene Ontology annotation, cellular component: cytoplasm; nucleus. Lineage: Eukaryota; Fungi; Ascomycota; Sordariomycetes; Hypocreales; Nectriaceae. Gene Ontology annotation, molecular function: protein binding. Bases 1 to 1371 code for a protein of 456 amino acids.
AUGCUUCUAUCCCACUUUAUGCAAGACAAGAAUCUCGAGGCCCAUACUAGGUUCAAGCAGCGCCGCUACAAGUUGCUAAACCGUGCGGCCAAAUGGGGCCAUUUCGAGAUGGUGAAGUACUUGCUCGACAAUCAACCACUGUACGCCGACAUCCAUGCACGGGGCUCCCAUGGCCACACUGCAUUGCUGUGUGCUGCAGAUCUCUACAAUACUCAGUUUCUCGUUCCUUAUGGUGGAGAAAGAGCUAGCGCCGCCAAAAACGAAGCAGUGAUGAAUUUGCUGCUGGAUCGGGGUGCAUGCGCUUCUGAUUCUAUUCCAUUCCGGAAUGACAAGGGGAAGCCAUGUGUUACAGUCUUGACUUUGUCUGUACAGUGGUCAAGCCCAGAGCUAGUUAACAGGCUUAUCGCCAGCGGCGCUGAUCCCAAUACCAUGGUAAUGAGAGGCCCUGGAGGACUGAACUUUUGGAAUCAGUAUGAUUCGUUUAACGAGUUACCCGCGUUGUUCGACGCCUGCACUCACGCCAACUUCAAAGCCGUUGAAGCUCUGAUUGAUUGCAGAGGCGCUGCCGUUGCUGCUGCCGACAUAUUGUCCUUUCGCGACGGUCGAGGAAGUAUUCCUCUCCACUGGGCCGCUCAAGCUGAACUGCCGAGGGAGUUCAACGGCUUCCCUGACCUUAAAGAAAUAGCCCGAAGAAUCGCAAGCACCAUCGGACUACUCCUCAGUCUCGAUCCCACGGCAAUCAACGUUCAAGAUAAUGAUGGAAACACACCUUUACACUACGCUACAAUGUCACUGAGCAGGCACAACAAGCUGUACACACCUGUCUUUGAGCUUUUAUGCAACAAAGGCGGUGAUGUUAGGACAUGCAAUAACAAUGGCGAAACACCUCUCCAUACCUUGUUUCGUCUCCAACGUGACCGCACUACAUUCAACGACCAGGAUCCCGUCGACACAACCGCUAUAUCAAUCAUGCUCGCUCACGGUGCGAGCCCUACGGAUGCUGAUAAUGCUGGAAACACGCCAUUACACCUUGCGGCCUCUAACCUCCACUGGACCAAGGCAGUAUCGUAUCUCCUUGAGCGUGGUGCUGAUCCUGCUCAAGAGAGUUUGAAAAAAGAGACAGCUCUUCACAGAGCUGGUUGCGGUAGUUACAAAGGGUGUAAUCUCCUUACUAGAUCUCAGGAGAGGAUUAGCGCUCAGGAAGAUAUGCUGGCAGUGCUGGUGAAAGCUGGAGGAGGAGAGUUGAUGGAUCGCGCAGAUGCCGAGGGGAAAACUCCGCGCCAGGUUGCCAAGAACACGAGAGAUGAGUGGAUAGCCAAGGAUAUACGUUCAGUCAAAAGCAUGCCUGCAGGUUUCCUUCCAGGACUAUGA